UCGCAUCCUCUCAAGUCGAGCGAUGUCAAUGUGAUAUCAAGAUGGCGAAAAGUCCUCGAGACAACAAGGAGAAGGCAUCCAGCUUCCUGGCUGAUCUGGACCAAGCACUGGAAAGGCAGCCAGUGAAUUGGUUACAGGCCGUGGAGUCUCUGAGGCAGAAUCAAAGGACUGAGUCUCCUGGUCACGGGGACAACAAGUGCACGAAACAGGCAAACAUUCAUCACAAAACAGAGGAAAGUGAAGUAAACACCGCGGAGUUGAGCCGAAGCAACACCGCCUCAGAUCAAGAGAUAUCGGCAUCCGAUAUGAAUUGUGCCGAUGAAGACGAUGACUCCUCCGACGACAAGCAAUCUUGCGCUGAGACGAUUGACUUGAUCCGCGCGAGAACCGCCACUGGAUCGGACCCCACUCCAAGCUCUACCCCUACACUUGCUCCAUCCACACCCGUUGAGACUCUCGGUGACCCUACAUCAGAGGAGCCACUUCCUUCUUCUGUCUCUACUUCAUCAGUUGAGAGUCAGACUGUCGAGCAGCCGGAGGUCUUGCCUGCCAUCCCGGAAUCUGCAGCCAAGCCUUCCGAGCAGACAUCGAGCUCGCCUGUUGCUCCAGCAUCUGAGGAAAAGGCUUCGGAGCAGUCAGCUAGCAUGGCAAAGCCUUCGUCUUCGUCAGAGGACAAGCCAUCUGAGCAGACUUCAAGCUCACAUGUCUCACCCUCACCCAUGUCUCAAUCCUCUGAGCACCCAUCAAGCUCGCCAGUCCUGCCAACAUCUGAUGUUAAGCUAUCCGAGCAGACAUUGAGCUCGUCUAGACUCUCGACAUCUGAGGAGAAGCCAUGCGAGCAGCAGCUAGCGAGCCAGCCGGAGCGGGCAGUCCCUUCUGAGGACCAGCCCACCGAGAAGGCAUUGGAGUCACCCGUUCCUCCAACAUCUGAGGCUAAGCUCCCGGAGCAGCCAUCAAACUUGUCUCUCACUUCAUCCAAGGAGAAAGAAUCGGGAGACUCAUCGGGCCCAAUUCUCUCUCCCUUAUCUUCCAAAGAGCAGCCUCCGCAGCAACGACAGGAGACCAAACCAUCCACCCCACAGACCCAAGUCUCCCCCAACCUCUCCAAGAAGGCCAAAAAGAAGAAAGCGAAGAAGAAUAACAAAAAGGCCAACAACAACGCUGGGGGAGCGGCACCAGCCCCUGCCGCUGCUGCAACUGUCACUUCGUCGAAUACCGGAAAGCAUGAGACUUCCAGCACGAAGGCUGCGGUGCCCGACAAGUCCUCGGAUGCUAAACGCCAUGCCUCGUCUGCGGAAGCAGCAGAAGCUCUGGGCGGCAGCAGUGCCAGCAGCGUUAUCAAGAUUACCACCACAACAACCACGACCACGACCAAAGUAUCUAAUACCGCAGGCAGUACCGCAGCCUACAAGAAGGCGGAGGAAAAGCUGGCGUCCCCAACUGCUGUUGCAUCCCAAGAACAUAAGACCACCGGUAAAGCCAGGGCGGAUCCUGAUGCGGCGGCCAAGCUGCUGGCUAUCCAGGCGGCCAUCGAUAGACUGAACGCUCAAGGCAGAGCACAGUUUGACUUCGUCGAAUCGGCGAGUACUCUGCAUGCACCCCAUUCUCGAUCCUAUGCCCGAGCUGUGUCCGGUGACGAGAAGACCCGGGAUGUCAGUCAAGGACCCUUCGGAUCGCCAAACGUAUCUACCGAAAACGACCAAAGGUCGAUCCACAAGGAAAGCGAAUUGCCUCCAUACUCGCCCAGCACGCCUCAGAAUAGCGCCAUCUCCAUCCGGAUCCCAUUGCCUCCCAUUGCAGAAACCCCCACGGAAACACAGCAGACAAGCAAAGCGAGCGAAGAUGGCCAAUCCGGCGCCAACACAGGAAGCGGGCCAUCCGAUCUGACUCCCAAGUCCACCAGCACGACCUCCACAACAUGGACGACGGGCCAAGCUUCCCAGACCACGCCCCACACCACGGUGACCUCUGCGCCAUCGACCACCAAGACGACCAGCAACACGCAGCAGAAACACCGAGGCGGCGGUGCGAGUGCGCAAACUAGCAAGCUAACCAGCGCUGCAGCAAUAACUCAGCCAGCCAGCAGCAGCAGUAGCCACGCCCAUCCCUCCCCUACAACCACCAACACCACCACCACCACCAGCAGUAGCCGCCGCCGCGUGCAGCAGCAGCAGCAGCAGCAGCAGAUCUCGCACGCCAGCGGGGGGACCCUCUCGAGCCGAAAGCCGGAGGGAUUCUUCUGGCAACUCGACAGCCACGGCUUCCCGUGCGCGAUGCGCAACUGCCCCAAGCGCUGCAACUUGUGGGACGGAGCCACGGUGAUCUGCCCGGGCUGCGGGCCCUUCUCGGAAACCCGCUACUGCUCUCGCGAGCACCUGCUGGAGGGGAUCAAGGCGCACUGGCCCGUGUGUCGGCAGCAGGUCUUCGUGCACCCGUGCCGCGAGAGCACGAUCCCCAGCGACGUGCGCGCGGGCCCGCCCAUGAUCCCCUGCCUGCACAACUACGACAUGCCCGAGCGCCACCGCCAGGCGGUAUACUUUGCCAUGAACACGCGCCAGGGCGAUUACUUCAUCUUCUCGGACUGGGCGGACUAUUCGCGCGCCGGGUUCCCCGCGGAUAAUGUGUUGCUGCGCUGCUCCAAACGGCUGGUGUAUACUGUUCGCUUCGAGAAUGCCGAGGAAAAGGAUCGUUUCCGCCGUGUGCUGGCGAUUUGUCUGUUUGCUACCUUGGAGGUUCACGCACUGGUCGACUACCUCUUCCGUCUUAUCAGGGACCAGCUCCGCGCGGCAAACGCUGCCAAACACCUCGAGGCCGCUGUGCGAUACCAGCUCCAGCAGGAGACCAAUGUGACCAUCCAGCAAUACAUCACGGGAGAACGCCACGCCUGCGAGACGGACUGGAACGGUCGCAACCGUCGCAACUGUGCCGAUGCCGUGUGUCGCUCCGAGUACCAGCGUCUUCUCGGGUCCAUGGGAGGAGGCGGACUACGGGAGGUCGUCAAGGGGUGGGAGUCAACUUUCUGGAUCCUGCGCGCCGCGAGAACAACGCAUCCGGAGGUCAAGGACCCGAAGAAGCGCAUGCUCGGCGAGGGGUUCGAGGGGGUGGCCGAAGAGGAUCAGCGGGUGUUUCGACGUGGUGACGGGUGGGAUGGCGCUGGGACCGGCGAUAUGGAGAUCGAAGGGUGGAACGAGGACGAGGGUCCCGUUGAACAGUGA
This is a messenger RNA of Aspergillus saccharolyticus JOP 1030-1, 3215 nucleotides long. RefSeq lists its product as uncharacterized. The transcript is spliced from 3 exons. The record is from RefSeq and is a predicted model, not a curated record. Bases 42 to 3215 code for a protein of 1057 amino acids. Lineage: Eukaryota; Fungi; Ascomycota; Eurotiomycetes; Eurotiales; Aspergillaceae.